Camelina sativa (false flax) is the source of this 652-nucleotide messenger RNA. Lineage: Eukaryota; Viridiplantae; Streptophyta; Magnoliopsida; Brassicales; Brassicaceae. The record is from RefSeq and is a predicted model, not a curated record.
AUGAAAUUGACGGUUGGCAGGAUUCCUGAAUCAGUCUACUUAGUGUUUGCUAAUCCACUCAACAACCAAUACUUUAAAGAAUUCGACGGGAAAAAUUUUCUGGAAAGCAAACCAAGAAAACUUUUGAGGAAGGAUGGACCGAGGCGGAUUGCCGAGGUAGAGAAAAUUGUAUCCUGGAACUUCCUUUGGUUGUCUAGAUCUCUCCCAAUAAAACUAAUUGUCGAAGACAACCAAAAAGAUCUUACGGGAAAUUACAAGAAAAAGAAAGUGAAGUUCAUGAAAGUAUUCGAGGGUAGCUGGAAAGUGGAGCCAUUAUUCAUAGAUUCGGAACGCUUGUGCAAACAAAUCAAGCCAAAGGGUCGAGAAGAGUACAAAAAAUGUAGUGGUGGACGAGGAAGGAUUGCAUCGAAGGUGACGAUCGACCAAUACUUUGAGCCUUCUUCUCCUCUUAAUCUGCCACCAUUUUCUUGGUUCAUCCGUGGGAUCACCAUCAAAACCACCAAGAAUCUUAUCAAUAUGCUUGAAUAGGUCUUCAAGACUUUAACUUAAAAAAAAUUUACUUUAAUGACCAGAACAAAAUAUGAAUUCAGUUAUUUACUUGUUAUACGCUUAACUCCGGUAUCCAUUAAUUUUUACGUAAUGAAUAGCUCAA